Molecule: messenger RNA, 593 nt
Organism: Rhizophagus irregularis DAOM 181602=DAOM 197198
Lineage: Eukaryota; Fungi; Glomeromycota; Glomeromycetes; Glomerales; Glomeraceae
Source: RefSeq, a predicted model, not a curated record
UAUAUUACCAUAUUGUAUUGAAUGCAAGAGUAUUCUUUCGAACUUUCACUUUUCACUUUUUUUUAAUUCCUUAGCAAAAAGUUUCAAAAAAUGGGUAAUAUAUUUAGCAGUUGUUUUCAAUUUAAAAAGACGAAAACGCAAGGCCAUAGACUUGGGGGUAAUAAUACUACUACAAUUGGUAGCAGUACGAAUGAAAGUGGAUGGAAAACAAAUGAACAAUCGUUGAAUAGUAGUGGUAGAACUACGGGAGGCAGCGGAGGAGCGCCUUCUAGAGAAGAUAUGCUUGCUGCCGCUCAAAAAAGACAAGACGAAGCGAGAUCAAAAGGAGUACAAAAAGGUGGAGGCAAAUUAAGUAAGAAACUCGAAGAUCAACAAAAAAAUCCGAAUCAACCUGACUUAGUUCCUUCAGAUUCAAAUCUACAAUGGAGAACGGAUUGAGAUUCAGUUAUUAUUUAUUGAACUAUUAUUAUGUUAUUUAUUUAAUUUAUUUUGACAAGAAGAAAGGAUAUUUAUAAAUUUAUUAUAACAGAUGAUAAUAUUAUCAUAAAGGAUGGAAAAAAAAUAGGGUUCUCAAAGGAAAUUUAUCAGAAAUC